CGGCCGGCCACACUUUGUUACACUCUCCAAGUCACUCUUCUCUCAUCCUCGAUAUGGACGAGGCCGCUGCUACAUCGUCGUCGUCCUCAUCAAUAGCUGCGCCUGCUGAGGUGAUAGCAGCGACAGAGGCCACUUCAUCCUCCUCACCACCAUCGCAACCAGCUCCAUCUACUUCGGCAUCUGCCAUCGCAUCCACCUACACUCUCUCGCCAUCCUCCUCCUCCUCCUCCCUCAUCCUCGGCGUAGCAGUAGUAGACUUCAACCACCUUCAAGGCCCAAUCGUAGAAUGGGCCUAUCCCUCUUCACUUCUUUCACCAGACCAUGCCGAUCUCACAUCCUCAUUGCCCUUCUGCGCCCUCCCUGACGGCUCCCACCUCUCCGACGAGGACUUUGCCCAUUUCCACCUCCUCUGUCCCAGCAUUUCAGAACAGAGUACCGUUUUCGGCAUCUCGUGCAAUCGACAGAUUGCCAGCGAUAAGCUUCUGAAGAAGGGGAAAGAUGUGACGAGGAGUACAGUGCAGAAGGCAGUAGUGGUCUUGGCUAGGCAGCCGGUAUUUGCGCCUUUGAGGGAUAAGUUGGGAAUCGUCACUCGCGCCUAUUUUGCUCAGGGGGAUCUGGCAGAGACGGGUAUCCUCGUCGAUUUUCACGAUACUCUAGAGGCAGGGCUGAGGGCUGCCGGGCUGAGAGAUCCUAUCACAGCGGGAGAGGAAGGUGGUGGUGAGCCGGAGGAAGGGGCUCCCACACCGGCUGUGGCUGAGGAUUUGAGGGAAGGGGUCAUGUACAUGGGCACCUCGCUGCGGGAGCUCGUGUUCAAAUUCAGGUUUAAGACCCUGAUGCUCGUCAAGCUCUUGUUGCUGCAGAAGAGGAUCAUGUUCUUUGGCUACCCCGUCGAACGCCUCUGUGUGUACGAGUAUACACUCGUCUCCCUCAUUCCUGGCCUCCUUCUCUCCCUCUCGGACUGCUCCUCCCCUUCCCUAGACUACACGGCCAAUCACAAGCUCUCCGUCGCAGAAGACGUAAAGACUUCGGAUCGUCGCUCCCUCCUCCGAUUCUGUGGCUGCCCGCUCCGCCUCUUUGGCGAAGGAGCCUUCUUCCAGCCCUACCUGCCACUACAGCAGAUCGACCUGCUCAAGGCACCCAGUUGGCUGGUGGGGACGACGAAUCUCAUCUUCAGGCAACAGAAGGAGUAUAAGCCUGACGUCGUGGUGGACUUGGAACAUUGCACCCUCGAUUUCGCAGCGACGCAUCAGCCACCCGAGAGCGUACAGGGAACAGCACCUCAUGCCACGAAUGCUGAACCUAGCUUGGCGCAGAUUGUCUCCCUUACCCCGGCCGAUCGCAAGUGGAUGGACGAGCUGGUCAGCGUCGUGACGGAGAGCUACAAUCCGGAGGACCCGGCAAGACCUACUACGAUGCGAUUUGAAGGAAGUGAGGAUUGGCUGCGGGCCAAGUUCGAGUCUUACGUCUGCGCCAUGCUCUCCUGCACCAAAUAUUCAGACUUCCUCGACAAGAGUGACCCAGCCGCCGCAGCAGCAGCCUUUACUCCCGGCUCUCAUCCCGCCGCUCCGCACGCCUCCUCCUCAUCAGGCACUCUAACACCAAACGGGGGCUCUGCUACCACCCUUGCGGGCACCAACACCAAAACGGCAGGCAUAGAUGCGCCAGACUCCGUGGAGGCGAUAAGGGACUUUAACCCGCUCUUCCUGAGCGCCUUCAAGCGCACGAAAGCCCACGCCGUCUGGUCAGCGUCUACCUCGCCCGUCCUCUUCGAUCUGGUGCCCUAUCGUCACCCGUGCGCCGGGCGAGUCUCUGCACUCGAGGACGUUGGGCUGAGGCUCAGUGCUGGGUUGCACGACCUGAGGCUCGAGGAGCAGGUGAGGGAUACGAGAGAGUACGUGGAGAAGGCGGGGCGCGGUCUCUUUAGCAUGGCAGAGCGAUUUGGGAAUGAGAUGGCGAAGCGGAGACGUGAGUGGGUGGAGCAUCAGCAACAGCAGCAUGCCCAGCAGGCAGCGGCGGGCGCGGCGGGCGCAGAUAAUGAGGGACGAGCCAGCUCGGAGCAAGCUCCGUCGUCGGCCACCUCGCCGGGAGGAGCGGUGACUGCCCUAGACGAUAUCACAGACCAUCGUCGACGCCAGGGCCUGGCCCAAUCUAACGCCAAUGGCACGUCAUCGUCUACGGUGGUGGAAGGAGCAGGCGCCGGCGAGAGGCUGGAAGCGGCACGUCAGACCCUCGCCCCUCACGCUGCGGCCGCACAGCAAGCUGCGAUGGCAGCGGGUACAGAAGUGAGGGCAGCGUUAGGCAGGUUUGGAUCGUAUUUGGGUAGUAGAGGAUGGGGAGCAUCGACACCGACUCCGUCAACGCCUUCAACACCACGACCACCACCGCCCACCUGACCUUACGCUGUUCUCUUCCUCGCUCAUCCGUUCAGCAAUACCAACCAAUCGCAGCAAAAGGGCUCCUUCGGUGCACUUCCCGUCGAUUCGUCUG
Molecule: messenger RNA, 2487 nt
Organism: Jaminaea rosea
Lineage: Eukaryota; Fungi; Basidiomycota; Exobasidiomycetes; Microstromatales
Exons: 3
Coding region: 54-2393 (779 amino acids)
Cellular component (GO): cytoplasm
Source: RefSeq, a predicted model, not a curated record